AUGGCAGGGGCUGUCAACCAGGGCAUGAGCGGUGGUCCAGUGCUUAAUACGCAAAAAGAAGUCGUCGGUGUCAAUGUUGCGCACAAUACCCAAGGGGAGUUGAUGAGUUAUUUGGUUCCUAUUUAUGAGGGCAACCACAACAAACCUUAUUACCAAGACGCCUAUUAUGUUGGAGUCCUUAAACCACCUGCAACGCGCAUCAGCCCAGAUGAGCCUUUAGAGGAUUUUUUAGGCAUCGCCUUUGUGAAUGAUUGGGACUACAUCAUGAAUUUCCGUCGUUUCACCGAUCGUACCUACAAUGGCACGCCGGGCGAUGGUGGUGUGACCACUUGCCACUAUAAAGUGAAGUUUGAUCGUCAAGGAACAUUUGGCCCUUAUAAAGUGACCGGUACCGCGUGGAAAGAACAAGGAUGUCCCGUUGUUCCAGAUCCACUAAAAGAAACGAUUGUUCGCGAAAUUGCUCCAGCACCAGCACCACCUCCACCAGCGCAAGAAUCUGCAGUGUUGAAUUUGAAUGCGGAUGCGUUGUUUGCGUUUGACAAGUGGACGCUCAACAUGACGGUUAAAGGCAAACAGGAGUUGGCGCGCUUAACAAGUUUCUUGUCAUCUAAACAAUAUGACACCGUUGAGUUGGUGGGUCAUACCGAUCAGUUAGGUAGUGAUUCGUACAACCAACGUACUACCACAUACUACCCACCUGGUAGUGCGGCAGCACCUGGAGCGUCGAUGAGUGUACCUGCAGAAGCACCAGUUGAAACGGGCACAGUAGUGACACCGCCAGCUGAUUAUGUUUCUCCAACGGUUCCUGAGCCUGUUGCG
This is a messenger RNA of Darwinula stevensoni, 819 nucleotides long. NCBI's taxonomy places the organism in Eukaryota, Metazoa, Arthropoda, Ostracoda, Podocopida, Darwinulidae. The record is from the annotation of a GenBank genome assembly.